GAUCUCUCGAAUCUCGAUUCACCGAGCUGCAACAGGCCUCUCAGGUGCCUGAUCGGAGUUUCCACAGGAUCCAUGGCCAUGGAGAGGUUUCUGACUGCGCUUGUCUUCUGCGAGGCGCCCCUCGACGGCUACGGCAUGUCCAUGAUGACAUCCUCCAGGGCGGUCAAGCCGCUGGUGUCCGCUGGCUCGAUAAAGCCGGCGGCUGCUGCGCCCAAGGCUGACGAUGCGUACGCCGGGAAGAAGCCUGGAUUCUGCGGCGAGACGACCACGCAGCGGCAUGCUGGGUACGAGCUGGCGUUCGACGGUCUCAACUGCUUUGAAACCGUCGUCAUGCACCAAGCAUGAAAAAUUAUUGAUUCAUUGUAUAUGUUAUGGACGUUUGUAACGGCGUCAGGGUCCUUUCAUUUUGAUCUGUACAUACAGGACUUGGA
Messenger RNA from Triticum dicoccoides, 431 nucleotides. RefSeq lists its product as uncharacterized. Bases 73 to 345 code for a protein of 90 amino acids. The transcript has a single exon. NCBI's taxonomy places the organism in Eukaryota, Viridiplantae, Streptophyta, Magnoliopsida, Poales, Poaceae. The record is from RefSeq and is a predicted model, not a curated record.